AUGAUUAUGCAAGAUAAAUCGAGCGUUGCUGGAAUACCGGCCAAAAAAAGUGGGAAUGGUGGGAAUGCACUACCACCGUGCUCCUUGCUAAAACUUCCUGAUUCAAAUUCCGAUGCGCAAUCAGAUGAUAGCAUUGACCAUUACUCACCUGCAAGCACAUCAAAGUCCGUUACAUUUACAGCUACGCCUGUUUCUGUAGUUCCAAAAAAUAGCUCUACUACGACUAAAAGGAGUAGCUUUGUCGAGAUCAGAAAUGGAGAGUCCCGCGAUGAGUUACUUCAGCGUGGCAUUGUAACCAUAGGGCAUGACACGCGUGAUAACAACGUCAUCGGUGCAGCUUUACUCGAUCGUCUCGGUCGAAGUGAGACUGCGUUCCUUCGCCAUGAAAAAAAAACCCACCUGAUCGGAAUAGGGGGAAACUCCCCAAGAACAAUAGUUAGAUCAAUCGCCCAGCGGCUUAUUACCAACGAACUAGGCAAAUCUUUCAGCUGGUUCGGACAUCGUAAUAACAAAAAGCUAUCAGAUACCAACAUUGGAAAAGCGAUAAUGGCUGCAUCGGUGCGUAAUACGCCAUUGAUUACAGAGGCAGAUGUGCAAUCCACCAUGAUCGACAUGCUGCGACACUGUAAAGACAAACCGCGCACGGUCCCUGUCUUAUAA
Daphnia magna is the source of this 660-nucleotide messenger RNA. RefSeq lists its product as uncharacterized. The coding region runs from base 1 to 660 and encodes 219 amino acids. The record is from RefSeq and is a predicted model, not a curated record. The transcript has 6 exons. Lineage: Eukaryota; Metazoa; Arthropoda; Branchiopoda; Diplostraca; Daphniidae.